AUGGCGGGUGCUGCGCGGCCCGGGCCCACAUGCCUGCUGCUGGGGGCGACGGGCGUCGGGAAGAGCCUGCUGGGGAAGCGGCUGCGCAAUAUCCGAGCGAGCUGGGGGUCCUGGGGCGCGGGGCCGGGGUGGGGGCGUGCCGCACGCUGCUUCUGGUCCGUCCUUAACGCACCGGCAUAGCUGUGCUCCCGGGACGGGGCCAAGGAGUUGGGCGAACCCCCGGCCACGCUGCCCACGGUGGGCACGAACCUGACGGACCUGACGCUGCACAAGAGGGUGACGCUGCGGGAGCUGGGCGGCUGCAUGGGCCCCAUCUGGCCCAGCUACUACGGGGAGUGCAGCGCCGUGCUGUUCGUGAUCGAUGCGGCCAACCCGACCCAGGUCUCCGCGUCCUGCGUCCAGCUGCUGUCCCUCCUCUCUGCAGAGCAGCUCGCCACCGUGCCCGUGCUGAUCCUCUUCAACAAGAUCGACCUGCCCUGCUACAUGUCACUGGUGGAGAUGAAGUCGCUGUUCCGCAUGCAAGACAUUGUCUCCUGCGCCACGCAGCCCAUCACCAUUCUGGAAACCAGUGCACGCGAUGGCACCGGCCUGGCUGAUGUCCUGCAAUGGCUUCAGGCCACCUUCAGGGACCCUAGCUAACCUGGCCCCAGCACCUGUGCAGUGUGACAGGCUGAUGGCAGGCAGCAGCUUCUCGGUACUCCAUGGCUGUGAGAGCCCAGCAGAGGGAGUGCCACCUGCGGGAGGGCCCUGCUGGCUGCUUGCAUCCAGAAGAUGGAGCUCUGAAACUGGAUGGUCCCUGAAGGCGAGACUGUCGGCUCUGGAGCCACGCAAAGGUGAAAGUAGAGGGCUUCACAAUGUACAGGUGCUGCUGCAAAUCAUCAGUUCACGCAGGGUGGCUUUUCUAUGAAGACUCCAUUGCUGUAGCAGAAGGCUCGGCACUGCACUUCAUCAGGGAAGACAAUGACCAGAUUAUCCUGCCCGUGGUACACUGCGAACGCCACCGCCUUGUGCCACGUCCUGAGGCACAGGAUGCUGAUCAUGAUCUUCUUCUCCAUCAGCCCUCUGCAGGAGACAGAUGCUCCAUAAAAGAGAGGGAAGCCUGCUUUAUUCUCAGGUUUUUUGGGUUCUCUGUAAAAGCUGUAAGCGACAACUGCGGCUCUGAAGGUGAACUCACUGGGCCUCAUUUUGGGUGCUCGAUCCUGUAUUGCUAUUUCCACAGCACUAUUAAAUUCAUGCAGGAAAGAC
Messenger RNA from Lagopus leucura (white-tailed ptarmigan), 1245 nucleotides. RefSeq names its product ADP ribosylation factor like GTPase 16 (gene ARL16). The transcript is spliced from 5 exons. Gene Ontology annotation, molecular function: GTPase activity; GTP binding. NCBI's taxonomy places the organism in Eukaryota, Metazoa, Chordata, Aves, Galliformes, Phasianidae. The record is from RefSeq and is a predicted model, not a curated record.